AUGAGAGCCAUCCUCCCUGGCCGUCCCCAAUCAACGCGACAGGCUCUUUGUACUGCGCAUUGGGACGGCCUUCGCAUUGUUGCAUACAUCUCCGGCAAUGCGGCCAUCAUCCUUAGCGGUCCCCAGACCAUUCUCCAAACCAUCUACGUCGAUACAGUCGAGACCAUCUCUGCGAUAACACUUGAUGAGACUACCGGGCGCAUUGCUCUGUGUGAUCCAGACAAUGUGUACAUCUACAGACCUGUUGGCCGUGAAGAAGGUGUACUUCGCUGGGUCCAGGUCCAAGAACUGAGGAAUCCCAAUGCACUCAAAGUCACCUCCCUAUCAUGGGGAGGUUCCACCGAGGAACUGCUGCUGGGUGGCUCAAGAUUGGUUCUGUGGUAUAUACCCGACUCCGGCAACCCCAUUGUUACAUGGGAUCAAAAGCUGGCUUAUCCGACUGUCCUCGCUUACCUCUCUCCGGACAGCGGCCUUAUUGCAUCCGUAGGUCAACAUGACAGGCUGGUCAAACUCUGGAGAAGGUUAUCUUACGAGACCGAUGGCACGAGGUUUGAUGUCAGCUAUCUUCCUCACCCAUCCACUGUCACAAACCUGCAUUGGCGGAAACCCUGGCAUGAAGAGCAGAGCCUUGAUAACCUACUUUAUACUUUCUGCUCCGACGAUAACAUUCGUGUGUGGACUGCCUUUGAUCCCCACGCCCUAUCCGUUCUACAAGAGGUGGCCACCAUUAAUAUGAAUGCCUCGAUCCAACCAAGAAGGCUGAGUGUUGGUUCCAUGAGCAGACGACGCUUUGCCUUCAUCCUCGAUAGCCGAGAUUUCGCUAGUGCCACCGAAAAGGCCGUCCAAGGUUCCAAUGCCAAAUCAGCAGACCACGCACUUGAGCACCUCAUUGAAAUUGCCAAUCGAAGUCCGGAAAUCUGUAUAGUCCUGGAUGGACUCGGUCAUAUGUCUGUAUGGGGACUGGAAAAUGCUGGCUACAAGAAUAGAAUUCUCCCAGCCGUUUUCCACAUAUCUCAUGUCGAUGGCAUGGACAUCAGGGUGCCACUACUGAGCGAUCCCCUGGAUGAUUAUGUGCAAUUCUGCGUCUUCGCAGGAGGCUCCCAACCUUCCUCCUUAUCAAUCCUCUUACACUCUUAUGCUGGCGAUAUUGAUUGGUAUGACAGCCAGAUCACUCACCUAUUCGAUACUGCUAUUCGAAAGAGCCGUGCACAUUUGAUAUCGUCGCUCGCGGGCCAUAGUGACCCUAUACAGCGUAUUGUAAGGAAUGUGCGAGGCACUAUCGUGCUCUCUGCCACCGACGAAGGCCAUGUCAGCCUCUGGCAACAAAAAGAUACUCACUCCUCCGCCCCGCUGCUCCGGAGAAGUACAUUUGCAGCUAACGAAGACAUCAAAGAUGCCGUGGUUCUGUCACGCGGCCGUUAUGCUGUCAUCUUGCAUUCACAUGGCCUGGAACUGUGGGAUGUGCGAGAAGCGAAAGCGGAACGACUGGGAAGACUUGAGCUCCAUGGCCAAAUUCCAGAGCGCAUAACCCAGAGCCGUGUCGUAAGUGAGAGAGCACUUACCAGCCGAGUAAUUAUUGGCUAUUAUCCAGAUCGUACUACAGAAGCAUGGGAAUUCCUUUUGCCGGCGUUAGAUGAUAGUCGCCCAAGUUCAGCCAAUCGAUUCCCAGAGAUGAUUCGUUCUCUAGGGGAGGUCAAACUACAUGUGCACAACAGAUACAACUCUCUUGUAUCUGUUUGUGAUAACAUGAGCUCGAGUGCCCAGCCCGCAAAACCCCAAGAAACGAGUGCAUUAGGUUUCACUGCUGCACUUGCAAAAGAUGGUAUUGUCGAAAUGGUUAGAUCAUUCGAAGAACCAGAUUCAACAAAACCGCGACUCUCCACCGGUGCACUCCUUGAAACAAGCAUACAAAGACCUAGAGCCAUGAGUGCUAGUGGCACUGGUAAGGUGAUCCUCGUCAAUGAGGAUAGCAAUAGCCUCAGUAUCUGGGACGCAAAGACUGGUGUAUGGGAAUAUGAGCACGAAUUGGACGGUACAGACACCGUCAAAACAUUUGCUUGGGCUCUCUCACCGCAAGGCCACCCACUGGUUGCAAUUUGCUUCGACUACCACAUUGUUGUCUUGGGCCAGGUAAGAUAUGCCUACCCUGGUCUUGAGCCAGCGUGGGUCGACCUCCGUCAUAUUCGAAUAAGAGACGUUACCACCCAAUCAAUAGCAGAUUUGUGCUGGCUCAGAAGUGGUGACCUUGUCGUCGGAUCGGGUGUCCAAUUCUUCAUCUUUGAAGGCUAUGCGAGGACUCAUCAUAACAGAGAUGCAAGGUCUCUUCAUGAAGUACAUUCCAAACUCAAGAAUAAUGCGACUUCCGCUGUCAUGGCAAUGCUCAACUCCUUGUUACCUAUAUUUCACCCUACAUAUCUCUCCCUUCUAGCAUUACUGGGUUACUUUCGUCAGACUAAGGAUAUAAUUCAUCGACUCCACCGGGAUCUGAAGUUUUUCAGUGAAGGAGAUGACCUUCCGAGUUUUCUAGACCUUCAGCUUGAUACAAUAGGGUUAGCAAAUGAGGCAGGAUCAAAGACAAGUUUCCACAAUGGAACCAAUGGGCUUACAAAUGGCGAGACAGAGCAGGGGACUAUUGGAGACAUUGCUGAAGGCCUGGUCAAGAACGUGAAGAGAAACGACAUAUGGCAGCUAAGUGAUGCUGACAAAGCAAAACUGUCUGCAGAAAUUCAAGUUUUCGUGGAACUUGAGAAGCACGAGCAAUCGAUAGACACCAACGGUCUUCGCUAUCUCCACGCCUUCUACACUUCAGGUGACGACUCGGUCGCCUGGAGUGCAAUAGCUUUCGCCUCACUCAGCACGUCCCAGGAGAUCCUAAUCGAUCUAGUUACCCGCUUCCAUGGAGGGAAGUUGACUUGGGAGGCAGCCCGUAAAUCGGGAAUGUUCUGCUGGCUAUCUGAUCCAGAGUCCUUGCGCCUUCAAAUGGAAAACAUCGGCCGGACAGAAUACACGCGGAACGAAGACCGUAACCCGGUGGACUGCUCGCUGUAUUACCUUGCACUAGGCAAGAAGAAUGUUCUGCAAGGCCUAUGGCGCAUGGCAGUCGGGGUGCGCGAGAAGGAGAACACAUUGAAAUUGCUGAUGAAUAAUUUCAACGAACCCCGCUGGAAAUCGAGCGCCUUGAAGAACGCUUACGCCCUCCUUAGCAAGCGUCGUUUCCAUUAUGCUGCCGCGUUCUUCCUACUCGGAGGAAGCCUCUGGGAUGCGGUCAAUGUCUGCGUGCACCAGCUGAAAGACUUGCAACUGGCCAUUGCUCUCGCACGCGUCUUCUCCAACGAUGGCGAUCUGCAGCAGAGCUCUGCAUCGUCUUCUGCCGUCCUGUCACGGCUCAUCAAUGAGACUGUCCUGCCACUAGCACUUGAAAGUGUACAGGGCCGCUGGCUGGCCAGCUGGGCGUACAACUCACUCGGUUUGCCCUCGCUCGCAAUCCAGUCCCUCGCAUAUCCACUACACAACGUGAUCGGCAAACCACUCUGCGACAUCGUCGAGGAGGUCGACUCCGACAGUAGGGGCAGCAGUCCUCAAAUGGUGAACAGCCUCAGCUACGCCUCAAAUGACCCACUCCUGACGACCUUGUACACACAACUUCGCACCCAGCUGGUUAAGAAGAAUCAAUGGCGUUACGGUGGCGGCGUGAGUGCAAAAGACGAAUGGGCUUUCGUCAUGCGCUGCGUCAGGCUAUACCGACAUAUGGGCUGUGAUGCGCUCGCGCUCACACUCGUCCAGACCUGGGAAUUUAUUCCUCUCGAGUCAGCCAACCCACUAGGCCAUCGAAGAUCUGUGGGCGAAGCUACUAUACCAGCACUACAAAUCGGGAUCCAACGGCGCAAGACAUUCAUCGAUCUCGAGCGAGAAGCCGACGAAGCAGAAGCGCAGCAAUGUGAGGCACUAUCUGGCCUGAGUCGAGAGUUGCAGUCUACUACUAUAGAUGAGGGAGACGUGAAGAUUCCGAACAAGAACAAAAUGGAAAGGGCGAAACCUCCGCCGACGCAGUUCGAAGAACCUAGCGCGGAUAGCUUGCUGGAUAGUUUUGGCUUCUGA
Molecule: messenger RNA, 4098 nt
Organism: Exophiala aquamarina CBS 119918
Lineage: Eukaryota; Fungi; Ascomycota; Eurotiomycetes; Chaetothyriales; Herpotrichiellaceae
Exons: 2
Coding region: 1-4098 (1365 amino acids)
Biological process (GO): vacuolar acidification
Cellular component (GO): RAVE complex
Molecular function (GO): protein binding
Source: RefSeq, a predicted model, not a curated record